GGCAAUGCGGGCCAAGGAACAAACAACAACUGCAGCCACUACAACCACUAUAAUGACUACUACAGAGCCGCUGGCUACAAACAGCAGUGCCAAGAAGGCGGCAGUUAUAGUGGUGAUGGUUAUGGGAACGAUUCUCGUGAUAACCUCAAUCUUGUCAGGAGUUGGAAUUUACCUGUAUGUGAAACUGAAGAGAAAAGUUGAAUCUGGGGAUGUAGAAAACCCAGCAGUAAGCACCCCAGUAGCACAGUCUCAGAGUAAACCUAGUCUUGAAAUCGAGAAUGAAACCUUAGUUAAUGCUGAAGAGGAGACUGGUGAAGAAGAGGAAACUGAUAAAGAGGAAACUAAUGAAGAAGAGGAGAAUGAAGAAGAGGAAACUGAUAAAGAGGAAACUAAUGAAGAAGAGGAAAUUGAAGAAGAGGAAAUUGAAGAAGAGGAAAUUGAAGAAGAGAGUAAAACAUAAUCUCUUAGAAAGGAAGAUUUGUGGGCA
Messenger RNA from Xenopus laevis (African clawed frog), 487 nucleotides. Its product is annotated as histone H3.v1-like. The transcript has 3 exons. The record is from RefSeq and is a predicted model, not a curated record. NCBI's taxonomy places the organism in Eukaryota, Metazoa, Chordata, Amphibia, Anura, Pipidae. Bases 5 to 460 code for a protein of 151 amino acids.